Molecule: messenger RNA, 7716 nt
Organism: Triplophysa dalaica
Lineage: Eukaryota; Metazoa; Chordata; Actinopteri; Cypriniformes; Nemacheilidae
Gene: insrb
Product: insulin receptor b
Exons: 21
Coding region: 1074-5120 (1348 amino acids)
Biological process (GO): protein autophosphorylation; positive regulation of MAPK cascade; positive regulation of kinase activity
Cellular component (GO): axon; membrane; insulin receptor complex
Molecular function (GO): insulin receptor substrate binding; ATP binding; phosphatidylinositol 3-kinase binding
Source: RefSeq, a predicted model, not a curated record
UGGAGAGGUACACAGGGAGAGAUACGAGUGGGGGAAAACCAUACCGACGACAACACGCGAGAACUUUUCCCACUUUUAGGCCAUUCCCACGCCAACGAGUUCAGCCAAACCGCAUACUGAAGUCCCGUGGACUGAAUCGAGAGGGUUUUGUGCGCAGACCGGAGGCGCGCUCCCCGCGAGUCUGUUGAUUAACAACGUGGAAGAUUAACGCAACGCGGCCGAGACGCGCGUAUGCUCACACACUUCGGGACUAUUGUGCUGGGAGCUAAGGCUCUGGGGGAAACCAAUAUCAGAUUUUGUGCAUGGAAGACUUUGAAAAUACGCGAAAGUGUGCGGAUAUUUCAUUUCGUGGCUGGUCCGAAAGAAGAAACGAACGUUUUGGUGUACGCAUGUGUAUAGUAGAUGUCCAUUUUCCGACGCGUCUUGAAGGGCGAGCUGUCUCUACAUCAGGAACAUUUGGCAUUGCGUGAAACGACCUGUGGAAUAAGGCCUGUUUAUUUGCACCUGUUCUCGGAGGCAUUACACAUCUGACACAUUUUUGAAGAUUUUGGGAAACUCCUUUGAUCCUCUGAGCAGUGGAAAUAUUAUUUGUGCAUUUACGACUGAGAUACCCACUCUGGGCUUUUAUUAUUUAAUAUCCAAAUUCUGUAACAGUUACCCUUCAAAUCAGGGUUAUGAAAGAAUCGCAAGGGGCUGUACCCUUGGGGGUACCCCUUUCUUAGAAGUGUGGAUUUAACGUUAUAUAGUAGAAUGCAUACAAUUGAUUUCACAUCUACUGACAGCGAAAUGAUGCAUCGCAACAAUAGUUGAAAAUGACUCUUAUUUGUUUACGCAAGAUCGCGUUAUUUAAUAGUGAAUACGGCCAUGCUGUGUAGCAGACACUACUUGGACUGGACAUUAUCUAAGUGAAGCACGCCGGACCCCUGGGUCCCCUUCUUAGGGGGUCUCAUUUAAGUUGUCUCUGGGACUGUAAUAAGUAGUUUGUGUCCCUUUGUUUAUCACCGAAACCGAUUUUGAACGCACCAGAGGUGGAUUUGAUUUCCAAAGCAACGGAAAACGUGUCGCGAGGAAUAAUGCGGCUGGACGCCUCUGUGGUUGUUUUGGUCACGCUCGUCUACGUUGUGUGCCAGUGCGGAUCGAUAAAUGGAGAAAUUUGCCCCAGCACGGACAUCCGCAACAGCGCGAGCAACCUGCGCGUCCUCGAGAACUGCACGGUGAUCGAGGGCCACCUGAAAAUCCUGCUGAUGUUUAAGACCAGAAUGGAGGACUUCCGUGGCCUGAGCUUCCCCAAGCUGGUCAUGAUCACAGACUACCUGCUCCUCUUCCGAAUCUACGGCCUGGAGAGCCUCUCCGACCUCUUCCCCAACCUCACCGUCAUACGCGGCAACAAUCUCUUCUUCAACUACGGCCUCGUCAUGUUCGAAAUGCUCCAGCUGAAGGAGAUCGGCCUACACAGCCUGACCAACAUCACGAGGGGAGCAGUGCGCAUCGAGAAGAACCCCGACCUCUGUUACCUGUCCACCCUUGACUGGUCAAAGAUAUUGGACUCGGUGGAGGACAACUUCAUAGUGGCCAACAAAGACGAUCGCGAGUGCGGAGACGUUUGCCCGGGUACGGUCGCCGGCAGGAUCACCUGCAUGCAGACCACCAUCAACGGGAAUUUUGGCGAUCGUUGUUGGAACCAGGAUCAUUGCCAGAAAAUGUGCCCUUCCGAAUGCAAGCAUGGUGCCUGUACUCCCUACAAGGAGUGCUGUCAUGACCAGUGUUUGGGCGGCUGUGCCGUGCCGGGAAACGCAACCAAAUGCGUGGCCUGUCGCAACUUCCUGUUUGAAGACACCUGCGUGGACCGUUGCCCCCCAGGCUACUACACGUUCAAGGGAUGGCAAUGCGUGUCCUUUAAGUUCUGCGAGGACCUCCACAAUCAGUGCAGAGACAAGAGUGGCGAUUGCCACGAGUACGUCAUUCACAACGGGGCAUGUAUCCCAGAAUGCCCAUCUGGAUACACCACCAUGAAUUCCACCUCGUUGAAUUGUACACCGUGUGCUGGUCGCUGUCCCAAACUGUGUACGGGAUUGAAGGUGGUGGACUCUGUAAUGGCGGCGCAGGCCCUGCGUGGCUGCACGGUGCUCAGCGGCAGUUUGAUCAUCAGAAUCCGAGGAGGAAACAAUAUCGCUGCCGAGCUGGAGUCCAGUUUGGGUCAGCUAGAGGAGAUCAUGGGGUACCUGAGCAUCCGCAGGGCGUACGCCCUCGUGUCUCUCUCCUUCCUCCGCAAGCUUCGGGUCAUCCGUGGAGAAGCCCAGGAACCCGGAAACUAUUCCUUCUACGCCCUGGACAACCCUAACCUGAGACAACUGUGGGACUGGUCCAAACACAACUUGAAAAUCUUGCAAGGCCGGAUGUUCUUCCUCCACAACGCCAAACUCUGCAAAUCUGAGAUCCUUAGGAUGGAAGAGAUCACCGGGACAAAAGACAGGUUCCCCAAAAAUGAUAUAAACAUCCCCACGUACGGAGACCAAGCGUUCUGUGAAAAUAAAGUUCUCAACUUUACUCUAACCCGCACGUCCCACGACAAGAUCCUCCUUAGGUGGAAGGCAUUCUGGCCACCGGACUUCAGAGAUUUGCUGGGGUUCAUGGUGUUUUAUAAAGAAGCGCCUUACAGGAACGUAACUGAAUUUGACGGACAGGACGCUUGUGGAUCCAACAGUUGGGCCAUCGCUGACGUGGAGCCUCCGCAACGCUCCAAUGAGGGCAAUGCGCAGAAAGAGCCGGGCCUUCUCAUCAUGUCUCUCAAACCCUGGACCCAGUAUGCCAUCAUGGUCAAAACACAGCUCGCUGCCUCUGACGACCACCAGCUCCGCGGGGCCAAGAGCGACAUCAUCUACGUCCGCACCAAUGCGACCCGACCCUCUGUACCUCUGGACCCCAAUUCCUCCUCCAACUCCUCCUCCCAGAUCAUUCUCAAGUGGAAGCCGCCCUCCGAUCCCAACGGCAACAUCACCCACUACCUGGUCGUAUGCCACAAACAGGAAGAAGACAGCGAGCUUUACAAGUUCGACUAUUGCCAGCAAGGUAUGAAAGUACCGUCACGUACACCCACCCAAUUCGAAAACGAGGAGGAAGAGAAUUGGAACCAAACGAAAGUGCCCGGCAUGACCGGCCGAUGCUGUAUGUGCCCUAAAACGGAGACGCAGCUGAAGAAAGAAGCAGAAGAGACGGAGUUCCGCAAGACCUUCGAGAACUACCUCCACAAUGAAGUCUUCGAACCAAAACCCAACCGACGUCGGCGCUCAGUGGGCGUGGCCAAUGCCACCAUGCCGAAUUUCCCAGAAACACCCUCCAGCAUGCCCAACUGUUCCACCACACAGAACCCGGAAGAGAAAAUUAGACGCUUGGUCAGUGCCAAAGAGUCCACCGUCAUCUUCAACCUCCUCCACUUCACCAGCUAUCAGAUCGAGAUCCAAGCAUGCAACCAUCCCAGUGAACCCAACCGCUGCAGCUUGCCUACAUUAGUCAGCGCCCGCACUUUGCCCGAAGCGAAAGCAGAUGACAUCGUGGAGCCAGUGACGCAUGAAAUGCUUCCAGACGAACCAGAGUUUGUCUAUAUCAAAUGGCAGGAACCGAAAGCGCCCAACGGAAUGAUCAUACUGUAUGAAGUCAAGUAUAUCAGGAUGUCCGAUAACUACGAGGAUCAAAUAUGCGUGUCCAGAAUCACUUACGAGAAGAACCACGGAUGUCGAUUACGUGUAGGGCAUCCUGGUAAUUACAGCGUGAGAAUCCGCGCUACCUCGCUGGCCGGCAACGGCUCCUGGACCGAACCCGCAUACUUCUUUGUUCCAAACCGGGACACGAAUAUGAAAAUCAUCAUCGGUCCAGUCAUCGUCAUCAUCGUACUGCUGUUUCUGGCCAGCACAGUCUUUAUUGUUCUUAGGAAGAAACAAACUGAAGGACCGACUGGCCCCUUAAUUGCAUCCUCGAACCCAGAGUAUUUAAGUGCAAAUGAUGUUUAUAUUCCAGAUGAGUGGGAGGUGCCUCGCGAGAAGAUCAGCAUCCUUCGAGAGCUCGGCCAAGGCUCUUUCGGAAUGGUUUACGAAGGCUUUGCCAAGGACAUCGUGAAGGGCGAGCCCGACACUCAGGUGGCCGUGAAGACUGUCAACGAGUCGGCGAGCCUCCGCGAGAGGAUCGAGUUCCUCAACGAAGCGUCCGUCAUGAAAGGUUUCAACUGCCAUCACGUGGUACGUUUGCUGGGCGUGGUGUCUAAGGGGCAGCCGACGUUGGUCGUCAUGGAACUGAUGACCCACGGAGAUCUGAAAAGCUUUUUGCGUAGCCUCAGACCUGAUGCUGAGAACAAUCCAGGACGUCCACCGCCCACCUUGAAGGAGAUUAUCCAGGUGGCAGCUGAGAUAGCAGACGGCAUGGCUUACCUCAACGCUAAAAAGUUUGUGCACCGAGACCUCGCAGCCAGAAACUGCAUGGUGGCCGAAGAUCUUACUGUGAAAAUUGGAGAUUUCGGCAUGACCCGAGACAUUUACGAGACCGAUUACUAUCGUAAAGGUGGGAAGGGGCUUCUGCCCGUAAGAUGGAUGGCGCCAGAGUCGCUCAAAGACGGCGUUUUUACCGCUCAUUCAGACUGCUGGUCUUUCGGUGUUGUGUUAUGGGAGAUCAGCACACUUGCCGAGCAGCCUUACCAAGGUUUGUCCAACGAGCAGGUCCUCAAAUUCGUCAUGGAUGGAGGAUACUUGGAGAAACCAGAAAACUGUCCCGAGAGGAUGCACAACCUCAUGCAGAUGUGCUGGCAGUACAACCCCAAGAUGCGUCCCACCUUCUAUGAGAUCAUCGAGAUGAUCAAGGAGGACCUGCAUCCAAGCUUCCAGGAAGUCUCCUUCUUCUACAGCGAGGAGAACAAAAUUCCGGAGAGCGAGGACUUCGACAUGGACUUCGAGAACAUGGAAAGCAUUCCACUGGACCCGUCAUCCUGCUCGCAACGGGAGGAGAGCCUCUGCAGAGACAACAGCCCCUCCGUGGGCCUGCGGGGCCAGUACGAGGAGCACGUGCCCUACGCGCACAUGAACGGUGGCAAAAACGGACGCAUUUUGUCUUUGCCCCGAUCCAGUCCGUCCUAACGUUUGCCGCCUUCGUUUUUAAGAAGGACAUUUUAUUUUUGCAGAGGCCCUUAAAAAGAUAUAAAUCUCAGGUCUUUUUUUGUUGUCGUUUCAUUCUCAUCAGUACACUAGCGUGGAUGCAGACUUUUCCUCAGGGACGGGGAUUAGAGACUGUGAACGUUACUACAUCAACCAGAAAGCUGCUUCAGCUACAUCACCUCGGAACUUCCUGUUCCCUCGGAUGCUUAUUUCCUGUUCCUGUUUGUUUUUCGCGUUUCAAUGGGAAUCUUUCACGAUAGUGGCCUUUUAUUAAGUGGCCUAUACAGUGCGUGAUCGCUUCCUAAGAAAAUGACUUCAGUGUGGAACUACGCAAUGGCAUAUAUUCUUUCUUGUUUCGUAAAGGAGUUAUUUUGUCUUGACUUCACCCUGAUGAUGUUUGCGUUCCACUGAAUGAAUUUUAAUUUAUUUGCUUGGUUUUUGAUUUCCCUGAGCUUUUUAAUCCUGUGUCCUUUUUACCAGCUGAAGGAUAUUUAACAGUUACGAAUCGGACAAGAGUUCUUCAGACUGACCAAUAGCUGCUGCUCUGAUAUAUAGUGGGUAUUUUAUAUAUAUAUAUAUAGACACAAAUAUAUAUAUAUAAAAUAUCGUUCGGUAUCAGUAUUUUAAAUGUUCACAACUUUUGUAUAUAAUUCUAAUGUCUUUUUCUAAGGUUUUUCAUCAGAGGCUAUGCUUAUACAAUAUUUUUUUGCAAAUAAUGUUUUUUAAUAAGCUGUUUUUUUAUGUCUAACCAAAAAACUGCAUCGCAAAUGUCGACUCACAGUGAUUUUCCAACAUACAGAGGGGAGCAUUUUUGGGAAUUCAAAAAUUCUAAUCAAUGUUAAAAAUGAAAAAUAUAUAUAGAUAUGUUUCCUCAAACGAAGACAAAUUAGUUUCUUAUGAUUUAAAUUCAAAAUUUUAUCCUUGGUAUUCUGUCUGUUAUAAAGAAGGUUUUGAGAAGGUUUUGAUGGUGUUCGUGUGAUAUAAAAGGCUGUCUUUGGCGCGUUACAGGAGUAAGAUAAAGUGGAGCACAGACAGGUUUUUACGGCCUAUUUUGUUACACCUGUAGUGCUGGCCAGCGAAGGAAAUCAGAAUGUGUUUACUUUGCGUUGCAUAUCGAAUAUAAACACAAAUUGGACGAUUUUUCUAUCAGACCUUGUCAUUCCUUUAAGUUAAUCCUGAUCCAAAUAUAGCUCCGAGGACCUUUAUCAAAACUUGAGUGUUCUUAGCAUACGGCUUUGUGGAACGCCGGCCCUUUUUGCAUCUGCAGCAAAUGGCCUGCACAUUUUAGUUUGGAAUAAGGGAAAUCUUUGAAGAUCAAGUAAGAAAAAAACUUCUCCCUGUCAGGAUGACUGCGCGAUUUCUCUUUCUUCACGGUCGACUGUUUUCGAAAAAACAAACGUUCAAUAUCUCCACUUCGUGCCUUCUCUGAUGGCAACAGUUGGGUGACUUUUUUUACUGGAUUCUCUUCGUCCGUCAUCCAGAAAUGCGCACAUUUCUCGUACAGUAUGUGCGUGUAUAUAUGUUUAUGUUUGUUUAUUUAUUCAUGGCUGGGAGACAGAACAAGGAUAAAAUCAAUGCUUACAGAUUUCAACCGUUUCACCAUUUCACACCUGUUUAUUCUGAUAACCUGAUACAAAUGUUUCCUUUCUAUAUCUUCUUGGCUUUACGUUUGACAUGUAGAUAGCAGAAAGGAAUGAAAAAAUGAACUAGCUCUUCAUUCGCCGCUACGAAGAAAUAUCGUUUUUGCGAAAAUUAGUUUUCUUUUGCUGUAGCUCUCAACAGACAUCUAGACCUAAGUCACAAGACCUUUGAAAAGGCAGAUAUUAAUAUUUUAUUUAUUUAAUGAUCCUCAUAAUUAUGUAAAUCCCAGCUAGAUUUUAUUUAAAUACUUUGAGGCGGGUAAAACUUAAGUCAAUUUAGUUGUUUUUUUGAGACAGCUGGAGAGGUUAAAGAGGCAGGGGAUUUAUUAGUACUUAUAUCUUUCUGUUGGUUGUUCGGACACAGUCUACCUCAGUAUUUUGUUAGAAAUGUAUCAGAGCCGAGUUGCAUCUCUUUGUGGUUAUUACAGUUUUUCGACCGAUUUCUUAGACUUGCAAUCCCCAAAUCGGUUGUUCUCUCAAUUCCCUCCCCAAAAAACAAAUCACUGUUUCCCCUUUUGUUUUUAUUUCUCUUUUUCUUCUGCUUUGGGAAGCUUUGAACCCAAAGAUUCACUUUGACGGGUCCUUUUUUGAUUAAAAAAAAAACGCAGAGCCAUUUUUUCGAUUAAGUUAAACGAUUGUUACGAAAUUCUUUAGUGUUACAAUGGCAUAAAAUUUGCCUAUAUUUAUAUCGUAGGGUGUGUUUUUAUUGUAUGGCACACCGUUUGGCUCUGUAACGCUGAUCAGGUAUUAUGAGGUAUUAUUUCCUCAUCUAUAAAAAAGCACUUAUUUAAAUACAAAAAUGAUCUUUAUUAAAAGCCACUUAAGUCGAUAAUGUCCAUAAUGUUUUUGGAUUAAAGCUGAACAUUAUAGGAAAUUAACUUCAAUUCACUACUGAAUCACAACAACUCAAAAGCUCCCAUUAAACCGAAGUUGUGUUU